Messenger RNA from Seriola aureovittata, 3293 nucleotides. RefSeq lists its product as uncharacterized. The transcript has 4 exons. NCBI's taxonomy places the organism in Eukaryota, Metazoa, Chordata, Actinopteri, Carangiformes, Carangidae. The record is from RefSeq and is a predicted model, not a curated record. Bases 488 to 2923 code for a protein of 811 amino acids.
UAAAAAAUUAUUUUUUAUAGAUAGUCCUAUUAAAUGGAAGGUGGAAAGUAAGAUAAUGGAAAGUGAGUCAGACCUGACAUCUGUGCCUCUCAGGUGACAGCCAGCUCUACUGAGCAUGCUCCAGACAAGGCCAGGUAACCUAAGCUAGACAUACACAGUACCUGCUACACCACUAUAGCAACCAGCAGCAGACAGUUCCACAGAGCUAUAGUUCAGUCUUAUGGAUUAAUAUGCGAGUGGACUGUACCAUCCCCUCAGCAGGAGUGGAACUUUGGUUUCUGGUGGAUGGCAGGUGUUUUGCUGAUGUUGCUGCUGGCAGUCAUCAUGGCCCUGCAUGUGUCCCCCCAACCCUGCUUUCUCUGUGGUUUGUUCUGAGGAUGCUGUCAUCUGCCACAGACUGGCUCACUUUAUAGUCCAGCCAACCUGAGGCGACCUGUGUCCCAUCCACUCAGAAUACACAGUGAAGAUAGAGACAAGAGACAGUGUGAUGCCACUGCAAUAUGCUCAGGAUCUGGCUAUCACUGCAGUCAUCUGCUUUAUUGGUGGUGUUGGCUUGACCCUGCUGGUAGUCCUGAUUUACUAUCGAGUCUCUCACAGGAAGAAACUAAAAGAAAGUAAAAUACAACUAGAGGAAGAGGAGAGAAGCAUCCCAGUGAUCAACAACUAUAUCAGCCACCUAGAGGUUAGUGAGAACAGGAGGGAUGAUUUUGUGCAGGCCAGUAGCAGUCAGCCAUUGGAGAAGAUAGCCAUGAUGUUUGACACAAGGCUAGAAAACCAUGGUGGCCAGUUUUGGUCCAGAGCAGAUGAGGACGCCGGCCAUUUUAGGUGCUUGGACUGUAGCACCAAAGGACAGAGAGGGGUGGGGCUGAAUCCAGUGAGAUGGAACAACAGGAUAAACAGAGAGAUGGAGGCAGAGGAGGAAAGAGACAAGACGAGAAUAAGGGUGAUGACAGAGGAAGAGAGGAGAAAGCCUGAGACUCAGCGGGGAUUCCUGAGCAGGGACAGGCUUCUUACUCCUGGCAACUCCAACUCUUCCCCUCAUCCAUGGAAAGAAACCUUCGAGACACCAGUGACCCUAUCAGCCUAUAAGACAGGAAGAGACAUGGACAGCUACAGGACUGGUGUGGAAGGUAAGAGUAGCGGACAUGAGACUUUCCACUGCGAUAGCUGCCAUAGGACUUACAGACCAUCAGAGCAGACCAUGAGAUCAGGGAAGAUUCACACCAGCAUGAGAGACUCUGUUCUAUUUGAUAGCUUCCCUCCACAACACAGACUGAUUGAGAAGGCUAGGAAUGUUAACCACAACCAGUUUGACUUGAUGAAGAACCCAGAGAUAAGAAGAGAAUCAAGAAAUGUAAAAUUUGAUCUGGAGUAUUUGAGAACCCUAGAGCAAGAAAAUAUUCAUGGUGAGGACAAGAGAGAGGAGAAGGCGAGGACCUCCAGAGACGAGAAGAAAGGACAAAAAAAGAGACACAAUGUUAAAAUCCAAUCCAAUGGGCUACUGAAAGUUAAACUAAACUUGAGCCCUCUACAAAAGAGCAGAGUCCAUCCUAAGAGGAAAAAUGAACAGGGCCACUCGGACAAAAGCAGCUACAAGAAAAGUAAAGAGAAAAAGCAGAAUGGAAAAGAAAGAGAAGAGAAAAAAGUCUUUGGCAAGAAAACAAAAGUUAGCAGUGAGAAAAUGAAGAAAUCCACCAAGAGAACUGGCUCUUCUGAUGAAGAGAAAGUAGAAGAGGACAGAGGAGGAGGAAACAGCAAAACAACCUUGAAGCAGAAAAACAAAACUUCAAAAAGUGAGCAAGGUUGCAAGGAAAAUACAGCUUACCAGGAUGAGAACACACACCCAGACAUCAUCCAGUCUGGUGAUACCACCAGUAUUGCUGAUCAGUCAGCCUCUGCUAUUGCCACUAGUCAAGGACAAAACUUGAAAGCUGGAUUGGUUCUGGGAAAUGCUCAGCUUUGCUCCCAGCAGCCCUUGUCUCUCCCUGCUGUUGAGAGGAAUACCAACUUGUCUCUGCUGGGCUCAGCUGGCUCACCACUUACGGGCAGCAGCCUCUCUCUUCAAGGAGGGAGUAUUCUAUUCAAUACCAUAGCUCCAGGAUCUGAUGCACUGUUCCCCAAUGAACCAGCUAAUUCCAUUGCUUGUGGGCCCAACUUGACUUCCAGUGGAGCCCUAGAGAGCUUUAGCAGGCAAACAGGGGUAAGCUUCAUGUCUCCUCUUACUUCUCGUUUGGCUAACACUGUACAUGCUAACCACUUGCAAGCAAGUGCAAUACAGACUGCUCCUCUUCAUACCUCCCAAGCUGGUGGUUUUGCCCCGAAUUUAGCAGAAAACUCAGCUAUUUAUCCCUCACUCAUUCAGUCCCUCUCUCAGAGCCAGCUGCCUCCCGACAGCCCCGCUCUUGUACCUAGACUGAAGCAUGAUCCAGCCCAAGGACCAGGCCUUCGGACUGUGGAAGGACUACAUCAGCUGCCCCCAGAACUUCAAGCUUUCCAUACGAAGGAGAGCCUCCCUGUCCAGGCUCAGGCACCAAAUACAGAUGGUUUGUCUGGGGUAACCUCUCAGGCAGUGGGAUCAGUGACCACAUUGGAGAAUUUGUCAAACAAUAACAGUCAGACAGGGAUUAGACGUGUACCUGAUGGGUCAACAGUCAAUAUAUUAACUGGGGGUGUGGUUCUAACUGAAGGACCAGUGGUGGGGGUGUCUGGAGAUGGCAUGCAUACAGCAAAUGUGUCUGUAUCAGGUGUCUCUGAGCCUAGUACAUCUACACAGAGUGGAUCCUCCACAGGCGGUGCUGCACUACUGCAGCACGAGUACAUGUCAGAGGAGGGAGGCUCCUCCCAGAGGAGGAAGCUAAAGUUAGUGCUUCCUGAGAAGACAUCAAGCCGCCUGCCCACUUCACUGGAGAGGAAAAUACGCUAGCAGCUCACACCAUAGUCUAAGUUCUCUUUAUGCAGAUGGUCAAAAUGACUUGUGUCACAUCAGAAAGUAUUCAGAGCCAUUCACUUUUUGCACUUUUUAUUGUUUUAUAGAUUUAAUUCUGAAGAGAUAAAAUUGAUAUUUUUGCCCAUCAAUCUACUCUCAGUAACCCAUAAUGAUAAAGUCACAUGUUUGUAAAGCUUAAUAUCAUAAAGUCAAACUGAUUACUGUUCCUAAGACUGAUGCCUUCAUACUUGUAUAUUCUUAAUGUGAUUUUACAAACUGCAAAAAUUUAAAUUUUUUGUUCUUAACAGAUGUUUGAAGUGGUUUUACUUUUUUAUAAUAAUAAACACUGAGUAAAAUUAUUUUGUUA